This is a messenger RNA of Pecten maximus, 5250 nucleotides long. RefSeq lists its product as uncharacterized. Bases 91 to 2121 code for a protein of 676 amino acids. Lineage: Eukaryota; Metazoa; Mollusca; Bivalvia; Pectinida; Pectinidae. The transcript has 10 exons. The record is from RefSeq and is a predicted model, not a curated record.
AGGGCACGUAACUCAUAAUUUCUAUGCGACGGACUGAUCAAUAUAUCAACUUGCCGAUCUGUUUAAGUUCAUCUCCAUGUAGUCUGAAGAAUGUUUGACAUUGUGUGGAAUAGAAUUAAAAGUUUAAAUGCCAACAAUUUGAUAUUUGUGGUGCUAUGCUGUAUCAUUGGGUACCUGUUCCGGGCCAACGACUCCUAUGUUCUAAAACCAGUUUGGCGUAAACGUGUUGAGACCCAGGCUUAUGCUAACUCAGAUUUCCCCACAAAGCGAGACCGCCUCCCGCCCCCAGUAAUUACUGACCUUGAGGGAGAUGGGGUCAAUGAGAUCCUCCUCAUUUCAAGUGAUUUUAAGCUUUCCUCCCUGGCACUCCCCAAUGUUACACAGACUGAUGAGGAUGAUCAGACCCUUCCUCAUGUCAUCGUCAAACACAAGGUGGCACUUUCAUUGUCUGAUGAAUCAAACAGAUGGAGAAGCCGACCGGUUGUCAUGGAAACAGGAUUCACUGUACCUUACUUAUCACUUAUGCAAAUACGAAAACAGAUAAUUGUAAUUGUCACCGACGAUUGGCAUGUUUUGUGCUAUGACUCAGAUCUCCAGUUGCUAUGGAAAAAAAAGUUGAUGGAUAUAAGUCAUGUGAAGGACACUUACAUAGUGAAGGACAUGGGGGUCAUUAUCACAUCCCACAAGGUCAGGAAGGAUGACCAUGGCCUUGUCAUCAUCGGGGGCAGUUUUACACACAAAACACAUGGCAAAGUUGUCACACACAAUGAGACAGACAAUGAAACAGAACACACUACAGAAGAUAACACACUGACACACUUCUCAUCAUUCGCUCUCAACGGUAUUGAUGGUACUAUAAGGUGGCAUCAUCUCCCGGGCGACUUUGGAGAACCCGUCGCAGAUGUCAAGGAUAUCCAUGGUGACCACCACUGGAAGCUUGCACUGAAGCGCCAUCGUCUACACGUGGGCGAGUCUCCCUGGAAUCUCUACAGAGACGAACUCCUAUCCUUCCUGCCCUUUGGAUGGCACUCCAUUGAUGAUACGAAGCUGACCCUGGGACGUUUCCAGAAGAAGGGAGAUUUUUUACCUGAUUCCCCAGAUGGUGAACGGUCACGCCUUGCCCUAACACCUGAGCAUGUGAUGGGAUACACCUAUGGAGGCCACCGCCCACACAGCGACCAUGAACAUGUCUCCAAUCCUAACGCUGUUGUCAUUCACAAUCACAAUGGUCUGGAGGUGCUGAACCUACUGACAGGACGUCCCAUCACAGAAUUUCCUCUCCCUCCUGAUAGGUCUCUGUAUGUGGAUAUUGACAAUGACGGUAACCAUGAGAAAUUGGUGUGGGGUCAGGCAGCAGGGGUCCGGCCAUGUCACAUAGAGAUCUGGCGUCUGCAGCCAGUCAAGGAGAAGCUCAACCAGCUACCUGUAUGUCGAUUGACUCGGGUGUUUUUCACCACCUCCUGGAUGUAUGAUGAGGACAGCCUGCAGAAAGUACCACCAGUCAUCAUAGAAAGCAUUGCUAAGAAAGCUGGGUUUUUCCGUUUCCUGUUGGGUCACCAUCUACCUACAGGCAAAAAGGAGUAUGACAUCAUUACCACAGGUGGCAUGGCUCGGGUCUCCUCCCUCGAUAAAGAGGGAAAUGUCAACUGGCAGGUACAGACAUCUUACCGAUGGUCAGAAGCAGCCAUUGAGAUACGCACAGCACAGCAGUCCAACCCCUCUCAGUACAAGGAGUUCACCAGAUCAUUCAGGCCAAGCACCAUUCUCACCUCCAUACAGGUGUCAGAUAAAAAGAAUGUCCUGGUCCUUGGAGCCUUCAAAGGUUUCUCACUGGUCGACCUGGUUGGUGGUCGACUAUUGUCCGAGCAUUCCUUACCGUGUCUGCCUACAGCACCCAUAGUGGCUGGAGACUUUGACAAUGAUGGUCUAACAGACUUCAUAAUAACCUGUAAAAUGGGAUACCUUGGGUUCACACUUCACCACCACACUAACCAUACCUACACCGUUAUGUAUGCUGUGGCUGUCUUCUUCACCAUCCUCCUCCUCUCCUGGUUCUGUACCCCUGAGAAUUACUACGAUGAGGAGGACGAUGAUCACAUAGAACUCCCUAAUGAUGACUGAAGCUAGAGACAGCAGCUGCAGUGAAAGACAUGGAAAAAAUCUGGAAAUGAAGGGAAAGUAUGAAGGAAGAAUGGAAACAAUAUAGGACAGAAAACAAAGGUUGUUCUCCAUUGUGUGAUAACACCAUGUCCUCACCGUCCUAACACUGGCACCUGUAGACAGCUGGGGAAAGUAUCACCUAACAGAUGGACAUAUAGGACAAAGAGUAAAGAUGUUGGGGACUGUCCUUAAAAGAUGUACACGAACAGUACUUGUCUCUCAAGUAAUACAGAUCUCUAGCAUUCCUGGCAUGGUCUGUGGUAAGUUGUAGGUCCACUGAGAAAUCUGAUGAAAGAACUUAAAUGUGAGCCUGGAGAUCUACUGACCAACAUAAUCAUAUGUAGGGGAGCUGUGUGGUUAUGUAUGUGAUCUGUAUGGUUAUACAGGUAUAAGUGAUCUGUAUGGCUAUACAUGUAUAGGUGAGCUGUAUGGUUAUACAGGUAUAAGUGAGCUGUAUGGUUAUAUAUGUAUACGUGAGCUGUAUGGUUAUACAGGUAUAGGUGGACUGUGUGGUUAUGUAUGUGAGCUGUAUGGUUAUACAGGUAUAAGUGAGCUGUAUGGUUAUAUAUGUAUAGGUGAGCUGUAUGGUUAUACAGGUAUAGGUGAGCUGUAUGGUUAUACAUUUAUAGGUGAGCUGUAUGGUUAUACAGGUAUAGGUGAGCUGUAUGGUUAUACCUGUAUAGGUGAGCUGUAUGGUUAUACAUGUAUAGGUGAGCUGUAUGGUUAUACAGGUAUAGGUGAGCUGUAUGGUCAUACAGGUAUAGGUGAGCUGUAUGGUCAUACAGGUAUAGGUGAGCUGUAUGGUUGUACAGGUAUAGGUGAACUGUAUGGUCAUACAGGUAUAGGUGAGCUGUUUGGUUAUUUAUUUGGGAAGUACUGAGGUGUGUUGUAUGGUUGUGUGUUAUGGAUUUAAGUAGUGUAUGAGUGCCUACAUGAUAAGUGUAAGGUUAUUUAUGAAUCGGUGUCUGUCAAGUAUUGUACUCUGUGUAAUCAUUUUUUUGUAUAAGAUAUUAGUAGAGGUAGCUGUCUACAGUUAGUGAGCAGUGACCUAAGUGUCUGUCCUGGUCAGCUGUCUACAGUUAGUGAGCAGUGACCUAAGUGUCUGUCCUGGUCAGCUGUCUACAGUUAGUGAGCAGUGACCUAAGUGUCUGUCCUGGUCAGAUGGUCAUCCUGGCCUAGCUGUGACUAUAUAAGACAUUCUCCACUUGUCCAUUAGAAAACAAACCAAUCUAUGCAUAUCCAACAAAAAUUCUAAAUAUGUAACACCAGUAACGGUAUAAUAAAAUUCAAAAUAACUUUAUCAUUACUAACCACCCAUUGGGGUUGUAUGAUAUAAUUAUUUUCUACUGAGACCAAUACAUUCCAUUUGAGUCCAUUGUCAUGUGAAUCAGCAUUAAUUCAUGCUGAUCAGGAUGUUAUUGAAAACAGCUGUUAUAACUUCAGAAUGCUUGUACACUUAGUAUCCCAGGAUGCAACAUCAUCAUUAGAGUAAACAAACAUACCUUAAAGUACUUCAACUGGCUUACAAAGGCACAUGUACCCUAUACCUGUAAAACCAUUCUACUGGCUUACAAAGGCACAUGUACCCUAUACCUUAAAACCAUUCUACUGGCUUACAAAGGCACAUGUACCCUAUACCUUAAAACCAUUCUACUGGCUUACAAAGGCACAUGUACCCUAUACCUUAAAACCAUUCUACUGGCUUACAAAGGCACAUGUACCCUAUACCUGUAAAACCAUUCUACUGGCUUACAAAGGCACAUGUACCAUAUACCUUAAAACCAUUCUACUGGCUUACAAAGGCACAUGUACCCUAUACCUGUAAAACCAUUCUACUGGCUUACAAAGGCAAGUGUACCCUAUACCUUAAACCAUUCUACUGGCUUACAAAGGCACAUGUACUCUAUACCUGUAAAACCAUUCUACUGGCUUACAAAGGCACAUGUACCCUAUACCUGUAAAACCAUUCUACUGGCUUACAAAGGCACGUGUACCCUAUACCUGUAAAACCAUUCUACUGGCUUACAAAGGUACAUGUACCCUAUACCUUAAAACCAUUCUACUGGCUUACAAAGGCACAUGUACCCUAUACCUUAAAACCAUUCUACUGGCUUACAAAGGCACAUGUACCCUAUACCUUAAAACCAUUCUACUGGCUUACAAAGGCACAUGUACUCUAUACCUGUAAAACCAUUCUACUGGCUUACAAAGGCACGUGUACCCUAUACCUGUAAAACCAUUCUACUGGCUUACAAAGGCACAUGUACCCUAUACCUUAAAACCAUUCUACUGGCUUACAAAGGCACAUGUACCCUAUACCUUAAAACCAUUCUACUGGCUUACAAAGGCACAUGUACCCUAUACCUUAAAACCAUUCUACUGGCUUACAAAGGCACAUGUACCCUAUACCUUAAAACCAUUCUACUGGCUUACAAAGGCACAUGUACUCUAUACCUUAAAACCAUUCUACUGGCUUACAAAGGCACGUGUACCCUAUACCUUAAAACCAUUCUACUGGCUUACAAAGGCACGUGUACCCUAUACCUUAAAACCAUUCUACUGGCUUACAAAGGCACAUGUACCCUAUACCUUAAAACCAUUCUACUGGCUUACAAAGGCACAUGUACCCUAUACCUUAAAACCAUUCUACUGGCUCUCAGAGGUACUUGUGUAUCCCACAUACCUGGUAUUUACCAGUAAAUGUUGUAAACAGAUUAAAUUUAACAGCAAUUUCAAUUUAGCGCUGUUUGUGUGGGAAACAUUUAGCAGCAAUAUCAAUUUAACGCUGUUCAUGUGUGAAACAUUUAGCAGCAAUAUCAAUUUAGUGCUGUUCAUGUGGGAAACAUUGUGCUAGAUUAUGAUUGUACUAAUUACACUUCCUUUAUACCGUUUUCACAGCAAAUAAUGUAGGAGUACCAAUUUAUCAUGGGUCUAGUCCAUUAAAUUUUGGUAUUAAUGUGCUAAAAUUAAAUGAACCCUAUUGGUGUAUUUAUAGUCACCACCUAACUACUUGUAGAAACUAAUGUGAACAUUUAUGAUAUGUAUGAAUGAUGUGAAAGUUUUUAUAUUAAUUAAAAAAAAUCAAUUGAC